This is a messenger RNA of Hyla sarda, 1865 nucleotides long. RefSeq names its product protein kinase C delta type-like. Gene Ontology annotation, biological process: peptidyl-serine phosphorylation; intracellular signal transduction. The record is from RefSeq and is a predicted model, not a curated record. The transcript is spliced from 2 exons. Gene Ontology annotation, molecular function: protein serine/threonine kinase activity; ATP binding. NCBI's taxonomy places the organism in Eukaryota, Metazoa, Chordata, Amphibia, Anura, Hylidae. Bases 293 to 1735 code for a protein of 480 amino acids.
AUAGACCAUAGAAAUGUAUUACAUCUAUCUGGUUUACUACAUUCAUACAGAGGACAUGUCCAAGAGUGUCCGUCACAAUGUCUGAGGGUUACAGGUAGGCCGCUGUAUAGGUGAUGACAUCGCCGCGGUGUGAUGGCUGCAUUAUGACAUCACAUGCUUCUUGCCUAUAUACCCAGGUGCUUGGCCAGAACCUUUACCUUCACAUGCUGCAGUCCUGCACUGACACAUGUGAGCGCUUCUAGACAGUUUUCGGAUUGUUUUAGAUAUUUAUUUUUGCCGUAUUUGACGCAAAAUGAAAAGACUUAGAGAGGAGGAAGAGGAGGAAAGAGGAGAGGAGAGAGAGGGGAGUGGAGAAGGAAAGGAGGCCAAGAAGGUCAAGAGGGAGAAUAUUGGACUCACCGCUGUGAGGAGAAGGAAGACCUGGCCCUUAUCCUUCAUGGGAAGGAACAAUGAAUGUGACCUCCCAGGACCAAGUAACAUUAACCUAAUGGACAAGACAUCAGGGUCUUGUGACAAGGAGAAGUAUAGAGAGGCAAAGGGGGCAGGAGAAGAGGGGGCUAAGAGAAAGAGGAUAAUAGAGGAGAACUCCCCUUCACGGAAGAAAGUAAAAACAUCUGCUGCCGAAACAUCUGCUUCUGAAACGUCUGGUCAGGAUGUAACAUUUACAUAUGACAAUGACAAACCCGGAGCCCCCCAGGAGGAGGCCAGGACAGCCACCAUUCCUUUGGGCCUAGACUGCUUCACAUUCCAUCAUAAACUAGGAGAAGGCGCCUUUGGGCAAGUCAUAUUGGCAAAAGACAUUAUUCGCCAAGAGCAUGUGGCCAUUAAAAAAGGUGAAAAACAAUAUUUCGUGAAAUGGAAGGAAGAUUUCAUAGAGCGGGAUAUACUCCGCAUGACACAUGAGUGUCGCUUUCUAAUACACGGACUUGCUGCAUUUCAUAGUCUAAACCAUGUAUAUUAUGUCAUGGAACUGGCCGGUGGUGGGGACCUUACUGCAUUUAUCAACAAGCAAUUCCCACUAGAGUCAGACACAGUAAGGUUUAUAGCAGCAGAACUCGUGUGUGGAAUCCAAUUCCUCCAUGGAAAAAACAUAAUUCACAGGGACCUUAAACCAGACAAUAUCCUCAUAACAUCAGACGGACACGUAAAGAUCUCGGAUUUUGGACUUUCUAUAAUAGCACCUUCAGGAAGAGCUAGAGGGGUUUGCGGUACCCCAGCAUAUACUGCACCAGAAGUCACCAGGUCGAAGAGCUAUGGACCAGGGGUUGACUGGUUUUCGUUUGGCGUUAUCCUCUACAAAAUGGUCACUAAAAGACUCCCUUCUCUUAGGAACACAAAGUUGAUAUCAUACCCAAAAUCUCCGGGCCCUGAAACAGCUGAUGUCAUCAAACGUCUGCUCUGUAUAAACCCGAGUGAACGUCUGGGAGUGACCGGGAGGAUACAGAAACAUCCCUUCUUUUCCAACAUCAACUGGAGAGACAUAGAAGCCGGACAAGUGACGCCCCCUAAGGUACUGGGGACUAUAUCUAAGAAUACGAAGAUCAGAAACACCAUCCCUGCUCCCUGUUCUUACUUCCGCAUCUUCAAUAUAAAGGCUGAUGACCAAAGCCUUUUUACAGACUUCAGCUUCGUGAGUCCAAAGUGGUCAGAGAACUACCAUGUCAACCCAAACCCCCCCAUGUAUCCAGACACCUGGCUCAAAAGGGUCUUCCCAUCCAUGUGCACAGUAAGCUGAAGACACCAAAAACAUCUCAGGUGUUACUCAGCUUUGUAACACUAUAGCACUGACUGUGUAUGUGAGACCUGAACUCCGAGAAUCUAAAGAUUGUCCGUCCUUGUUUAUUGCUUGCAUCAUUAGUAUAUUA